This is a messenger RNA of Rhizophagus irregularis DAOM 181602=DAOM 197198, 448 nucleotides long. Lineage: Eukaryota; Fungi; Glomeromycota; Glomeromycetes; Glomerales; Glomeraceae. The record is from RefSeq and is a predicted model, not a curated record.
CGAACGCCCAAAUGUGGAAUCUCCAGGGUUUACAACAUUUAUCCCAUUCCUCCCACAUGAUAGUGCCCCACUGUUUAUUUUUACACAAAAGCACCUUCGCUCUUUACCUUUUAUUUAAAAAAAAACCUCGCCCUAAUACCUUUAUUAACAUUUUUUUCGCGAAACGCGAAAGAAUAAAAUUUCUUAAACGUUGCACAAAUUUUGUGGCUAGCUGAGCCACAAUCGUAUUUAAAAAAAGGAUGAUAAUCUACAGGUUAAGUGUGCCAUUACUUCAACUUAUAAAUUAACUCUUGAAGUCUAUGAACAUUAAUGUCAACCAUCCUUCUUAAUCAUUAUAAACCAAUCUUAAUUUAGAGUAAAUAAAUGUUGUUGAUUUAACAUCUAAUAAAUAAGCGAUCGUUUUCUUUAGAGAAUUCAUAAAAAUACCUGACGCAAACUCUUUUAGAGA